AUGGAAGGCUUUAAUAGUUUGUUCAAGUCCAGAGUAUCUGAGGUGAAUUGCAUGAACAUGAUCCGUGAGCUUAGUAAACAAGAAAUUAAAAGUGUUAUUUUUUAUAUUGAGGAUGACAAAGCUCCGGGUCUAGAUGGGUACUCCUCAAAAUUCUUCAAAGCAGCUUGGAGUAUUGUGGGGGAUGAAGAGUUAGAAGCAAUUAUUGACUUCUUCAACAAUGGUAAACUUUUGAGGGAGGUGAACUCUAUGGUGAUAACGCUUGUUCCAAAGCUGAAAUGCCGAGACCUUAUGGAAGUGAAUCAAUUAGCCUUGAUUCUAGACAGGCGUAUAAGUGACAAUAUUUUGUUAGCUCAAGAGCUAUUUAAGAACUACCACAGUAGUACUGGAGCUGCUAGAUGUGCUUUUAAAGUGGAUAUACAAGAAGCUUAUGAUAGUGUUGAUUGGGGCUUCUUGAUCCAAACCUUGAAAUAUUUUGGCUUCUCGGAAAAAAUGAUAGGCUGGAUCAAAGAAUGUGUUACCACUCCUUCUUUUUCGGUUUUAUCUCUCAUUAUCCGUCAUAAAACUCGGGAAAGAGGGGGUUUCAAAUACCAUUUCCGUUGUGAUAAACUUGGGAUAAGUCAUCUUUGCUUUGCGGAUGACUUAUUCCUCUUUUGCCACGAGGACCCUUUCUUGGUUCAAGUGUUGAGAGACCCCUUUAAAGAGUUUUCUGAAGUAUCUGGCCUGGUUCCAAACAUUGCCAAAAAUUCCUCAUUUUUCUUUAAUGUGAAAGAUGAGCACCAAGCUGUUAUUAACAAUAUUAUGGGCUUUGAUAAGGGAAAACUCCCUAUCAGAUAUCUUGGUGUCCCCAAAGUUUAUCUUAUGCUGACAAUAGAAAAACUUAUGUGCUCGUUUCUGUGGUCUGGCAAUGACAUGAGCAAAGGGAAGGGACCCCUUGACGAGAUUGUUCCUUCACAGAUCUUCUACCUUUCAGGGUUGGGGCAUAAUGCCCGAGUGAGUGACAUUUUUAGAAAUGGGUUAUGGGAGUGGCCUGAAAUUCUUGGAGAAGAAUAUCCAGUGGGCUAUGGUGUAUUUCUUAUGGCAGGAGCGGAACUUUCGAUUAUUCAAAAACACACGGAGAAGUACAGAUAUGCUAGAAAUUCUGUUGUUUGGGGAGGUCAGACUUAG
Pistacia vera is the source of this 1164-nucleotide messenger RNA. RefSeq lists its product as uncharacterized. Bases 1 to 1164 code for a protein of 387 amino acids. The record is from RefSeq and is a predicted model, not a curated record. NCBI's taxonomy places the organism in Eukaryota, Viridiplantae, Streptophyta, Magnoliopsida, Sapindales, Anacardiaceae. The transcript has 6 exons.